Cooperia oncophora is the source of this 471-nucleotide messenger RNA. Lineage: Eukaryota; Metazoa; Nematoda; Chromadorea; Rhabditida; Trichostrongylidae. The record is from the annotation of a GenBank genome assembly.
AUGUCUUAUGAUGAAAUGCUUCAACUCCGCACAGAGAUCAGCAAACUCACGAGUGAUUCACUCAGCAAAGUCGUCGAAGUUGUAAGAGGCAGAGGAGAGUUUUCGGUGGCUACACAACGUCGUUUGAGAAACAAGCGGGGAACAAGGAAGGUCGCUGAUGGAAAACCUGAGCCUGCUAUGUCUUAUGAUGAAAUGCUUCAACUCCGCACAGAGAUCAGCAAACUCACGAGUGAUUCACUCAGCAAAGUCGUCGAAGUUGUAAGAGGCAGAGGAGAGUUUUCGUUCGAGAACUCAAGGCUCUUCUUAGCUGCCGUUCAGGAGCAGGAACCGCAACAGACGAAUGAUAAUGAGCUGAGCGAAACCAGAAAGUUGAGGCUACGGAUGAGAAGUCCAAUGAAGUUCUUUCGUCUGAGCAAUCGGACGAGAGCGAUGAUUGUAACACGGAAGUCACUGAUGCUGCUCGCCCAUUAG